AUGGGCGCGCUGCAGAUUGGCACUGCCGUCCUUGCCUCCAUCAGCUUCGCACUGCUCCUUGCCGCCCUGGCCUCGGACUACUGGGUGAUCGGCCCUGACCGCAAUGGCCUGUGGGAAUUUUGCCGAGGCUUCCUCUGUCAGGCAUAUGGGAUGAGUGUGCUUGGUAAGCACUUCCCAGUCCUGGAACAUGGUGCCUGUGGGCGCACCAUGGCACCCACCAACAUCUUUCUUGUCACUCACCAAGUGUUUUUGGAAAGUGGCUGGCAACAUGCUUCUCCUGUGACGUGCUGUAUUGCUUACCCAUUGAUACAUACAAUCACCUUCCUUUUUCUUUCUCUCUUCUUGUUCCCUGUAGGCUAUAUCCAUGCCACCCGAUUCUUCCUGAUGAUGGGGGCGUUUGCUGGCGCCGUCUCCUUCUUCAGUCUCUGGACCUCGCUUUGCCGUUUCUAUGCUGGAUCCUUCUCAACAGCCAAGACCGCAGGCAUAGCCAGCUUGGCAGCAGCCCCUCCUCUCGAUGCCAUUUGCGAGUGCACUAGCAAGAGAAUAAUGCUGGAGUACCAUGCUGUUGUUUAUUUUGGUCUUUGUGCUCUGAUCGCCAUGUCCAUAUUCACAGGAGUGUUCAAUAGUUCCUACAGGAAUUUGGGGCGCUAUGGAUGGUCCCUCGCUGUAGGCUGGGCCUCUGGCCCUCUGUUCCUGUUAACUGGUGGGCUUGCUUUCCAAAUACAUGCUGGGAGAGACAUGUGAACUCGGAUG
Molecule: messenger RNA, 753 nt
Organism: Euleptes europaea (tarantolino)
Lineage: Eukaryota; Metazoa; Chordata; Lepidosauria; Squamata; Sphaerodactylidae
Exons: 5
Coding region: 1-744 (247 amino acids)
Cellular component (GO): plasma membrane
Source: RefSeq, a predicted model, not a curated record